GACUGCGGACAUAGUACAGGAGAUGACCAGGAGACUGACCGCGGACACAGUGCAGGAGAUUGACCAGAGACUGCGGACAUAGUACAGGAGGUGACCAGAGACAGCGGACACAGUACAGGAUAGAUGACCAGAGACUGCAGACAAUAAUACAGAGAGAAUGACCAGAGACUGCGGACAUAGUGCAGGAGAUGACCAGGAGACUGCGGACAUAAUACAGGAGAUGACCAGAGACUGCGGACACAGUACAGGAGUUGACCAGAGACUGCGGGACACAGUACAUGGAGAUGACCAGAGACUGCAGACACAGUCAGGAGAUGACCAGAGACUGCAGACACAGUACAGGGAGAUGACCAGAGACUGCAGAAUAGUACAGGAGAUGACCAGAGACUGCGGAUAUAGUACAGGAGAAUGACCAGAGACUGCGGAUAUAGUACAGGGGAAAGACCCGAGACUGCGGACAAAUACAGGGGAUGACCAGAGACUUGGGACACCUACAGGGGAUGACCA
Staurois parvus is the source of this 507-nucleotide messenger RNA. The record is from the annotation of a GenBank genome assembly. Lineage: Eukaryota; Metazoa; Chordata; Amphibia; Anura; Ranidae.